ACUCCCUGAGCAGUGAGGCCCAGACACAAACACACACUGAGAAAGGAUUCUGCCGAGGUCUGAGCGACUGCUUGUAGGUCCAAUCAUGGUGGAACCGACAUCUAAACCAGUGGCUCUGCUGCUGCUGUUCCUGCUGCACAGCUGCCUGGCCAACCAUGUUUUCCUCAAUAGUCAGCUGGCCUCACAGGUUUUGGUCCGGAACCGAAGAGCCAAUCAACUGUUCGAGGAGUUGAAACCAGGGAACCUGGAGAGAGAAUGCAUUGAGGAAAUCUGUGACCAUGAAGAAGCCAGAGAAGUGUUUGAGCAGCCAGAUAAAACUGAAAAAUUCUGGACCAAAUACAUUGACUGUAAAGGAAACCAGCUGUCAAGAAAAUCAGUGAACAUCAACACCAUCAGACAAUGUAUUGCAGGCCACUGCAUUUCUGGUAAAGGCAUGAACUAUGAAGGACAUGUCAACAUCACAAAAUCAGGAAGACAGUGUCAAUACUGGAAGCACAGCUUCCCACAUCCCAUCAUGAGAGAGUUUAAUGUCUCGGAGCCCAACAGCAUCCUGAAGGAGAACUUCUGCCGAAACCCUGACAACCGUCCAGAAGGACCCUGGUGCUACACCCAAGACCCCACUGUGCAGAAAGAGACCUGCAGGGUCCCAAAGUGUGGCGAGGUCUUUGUCCCGCCCACUGUGGCUCCUAGACGCAUUCAUAAUCGAGAUUGUCUGCCCAGGUAUGGUGUAGACUACAGCGGGAACUUGGAUGUUACCCUGCGAGGCUAUCCCUGCUUGCAGUGGUCAUCACCACAGGCGGUGGCUCUGAGUCGAGGCAAGGAGUUCAUCCCCGAGGUCAUGCUAAAGGACAACAAGUGCCGUAACCCUGACAAGGACCUUGAAGGCCCCUGGUGCUACGUGGAGGUUUCUGGGAACGUGACGAUCGACUACUGUGAUGUAGAGCUGUGUGAGGAUCCACUGGAGGCCGAGGCGACAGGAGAGACUCAGGCCAGGGAGCGCUCUGUCAUAACCGCCCCUAGAAAAGCCUUGUUCAAUCCUCAAAGCUUUGGACAAGGAGAGAGUGUGUGUGGUGAGCGCCCCCUCUUUGAGAAGAAAAGCAAAACGGAUGCAAAGGAGCAUGAACUGUUGGAGUCGUACAGAGAAAGUCGCAUUGUUGGAGGGGACGACGCAGAGGUGGCCUCAGCACCAUGGCAGGUGAUGCUGUAUAAGCGCAGUCCACAAGAGCUGCUGUGUGGAGCCAGCCUCAUCAGUGACCAGUGGAUCCUCACGGCAGCUCACUGCAUCCUCUACCCGCCCUGGAACAAGAACUUCACCAGCGAUGACAUUCUGGUCCGACUAGGAAAACACAACAGAGCCAAGUUUGAGCGAGGCACUGAGAAGAUUGUGGCCAUUGAUGAAAUCAUCGUGCAUCCCAAAUACAACUGGAUGCAAAACCUGAACCGUGACAUUGCUCUGCUGCACCUGAGACGACCCGUUACUUUUACAGACGAGAUCGCACCUAUCUGCCUGCCCACCAAGCAAGUGGCCCAGAUUCUGAUGACUGAAGGCUAUAAGGGACGAGUGAGUGGUUGGGGGAACCUGAAGGAAACCUGGAACCCAUUAUCAAGAAAUUUACCCACAGUCCUACAACAGAUCCAUUUACCAAUAGUGGACCAGGACACUUGCCGCGGCUCCACAUCGGUCAAGGUCACGGACAACAUGUUCUGCGCUGGUUAUAAACCAGAAGAUGAAAAGCGUGGCGACGCCUGUGAAGGAGACAGCGGGGGACCGUUUGUGAUGAAGUACCCGGCAGAGAACCGCUGGUACCAGAUGGGCAUCGUGUCAUGGGGCGAGGGCUGCGACAGAGAUGGAAAGUACGGCUUCUACACUCACCUGUUCAGGUUGACCAAGUGGCUGAAGAAGGUCAUCGAGAAGACGGGAGGCGACGACGCAUAACGACACUCAUCAUCUCCUGCCCUGUCAGGGAACACAGCGCUGAUAAACUCACCAAUAAAGCCUGACGAGAUAAACCCUUACAGUGACUGUUUUUAAAAGUCCGGUGACACAUAGAGCAAGUCACAGAAUGCAGAGCUUAAAAAAGAAUCACUUUAAACUUGAUGUAUCAAUAAAUGUCAUAUUGUCAUAUUCCUGA
Molecule: messenger RNA, 2132 nt
Organism: Betta splendens (Siamese fighting fish)
Lineage: Eukaryota; Metazoa; Chordata; Actinopteri; Anabantiformes; Osphronemidae
Gene: f2
Product: coagulation factor II (thrombin)
Exons: 15
Coding region: 86-1936 (616 amino acids)
Biological process (GO): blood coagulation; proteolysis; positive regulation of blood coagulation
Cellular component (GO): extracellular region
Molecular function (GO): calcium ion binding; serine-type endopeptidase activity
Source: RefSeq, a predicted model, not a curated record